This is a messenger RNA of Brassica rapa (field mustard), 1085 nucleotides long. Its product is annotated as vacuolar-processing enzyme delta-isozyme-like. The record is from RefSeq and is a predicted model, not a curated record. Gene Ontology annotation, biological process: vacuolar protein processing. Gene Ontology annotation, molecular function: cysteine-type endopeptidase activity. Lineage: Eukaryota; Viridiplantae; Streptophyta; Magnoliopsida; Brassicales; Brassicaceae.
AUAUAUAUAUAUAUCCUAUUUAUCCAAUUAUCUCAAAAAAGAAGCUAGCAAACAAAAGCAAUAACAUUAAUACGCAAAUUUAAAUACUACGUUGACAUCAGCAGUUAACAUUAUGAGUUACUUUUUGUGGGUUUAAUAUUAUGAGUUACUUUUUGCAUCCACAGACUCAAACUUUAAUACGCAAACGACUCAAAGAAAUUUUCUAUAUAAACGAGUUAUAUACUACGGUAUUCAAGAACAUCAACCGCAAGAGAAAAAAAAAACAGUUCUUUAGAAGUCUUAUUACGACAAUGUCUUUUCUUGGUCAUUUACAAGUUCUUGUUUUUCUUUAUGCUCUGCUUCUUUUCUCAGCAGAAUCUCGCAAAACCCAACUAUUUGAUACAGAAUCUAGCGCUGAUGAUGGUGCUGAACACGAAAACUACGGGGAUAAGGUCGAUGCGCGAGAUAUCCCUCUGUUAUAUCUCGAGACGAAGAUUCAAAACGCUCCUGUGGGGUCACCUCAAAGACAAGAAGCUCAGAAGAAUCUGCUUGAGGAAAUAAAUCACAGGAAACAAAUCGAUCAGAACAUUAUAGAGAUUCUUAGACUUUCACUCAAAAAAACCGAUGUCUUAGAUCUCUUAACUUCCACAAGAACAACAGGACAACCUGUUGUAGAUGAUUGGGACUGCUACAAGACUCUGGUUAAAAGUUUCAAGAAUCAAUGUGGAGCAAAGAUGGAAUACGAUAUGAAGUAUGCAGGAGCACUUGCCAAUAUCUGCAAUAUGGGAGUGGAUGUGAAGAAAAGUGUUGCAGCUAUUGAAGAAGCUUGUGCCCAUUAAAUUAUAUGCAAAAAAUAAUAUUGUGAUCGCCUUAUAAAUAUGAAAGUUAUUGCAUAACAUUUGAUUGUGUGGAGAUGGUUGAUGCCUAUUUUACUUGAUAACGCGAAAGUCUUGGUCUUAAAUUGGAUUCAUAGUAUAAUAACCUCGUACCAAUUCUAGUUUCAAGAAUUCACGCGAAAGUCUUGGUCUUAAAUUGGAGAAUGAGUAAGUGAUCGGAUAAGGCUCGGCGGCACUCGAGUCAACAUCUCGUAUUCACGUGUUAUGCUU